Molecule: messenger RNA, 642 nt
Organism: Ilyonectria robusta
Lineage: Eukaryota; Fungi; Ascomycota; Sordariomycetes; Hypocreales; Nectriaceae
Product: FAS1 domain-containing protein
Exons: 3
Coding region: 1-642 (213 amino acids)
Source: RefSeq, a predicted model, not a curated record
AUGCAUUUUCUACUUGCCAUUGCGGUUCUAGGACUGGCCUCGACUACAACGUGCGAGGUCUUGGAUCGCCAACCUCUAAGUUACGCCGCUAUACCGGACGGCACCUAUGUUGCUCCAGUCUCUCCAACGACGACUACUCUGCUUGAUUUUAUUGAGUCACGAGAUGAUUUGUCCAUACUAAGCUCCAUGGCCAAAGAAGCGCAGGGCUUUGUGCAAGCACUCAACACGAGCACCAAUUGGCAGUUCACCUUUUUCGCGCCGUCAAACAAGGCCUUUGAAAAUACCGGACAAUAUUUUGAGACUUUUACGAAAACUGCCAAGGGUAAAUGGUGGCUAGGAAACCUGAUCCAGCAUCAUUACGUGCCCAAUUCGAUUCUCAAAAAGUCCGCCUUUUCGACUAACAGCACACGCAUCCAAACGGGCACGUUCCUGUACAUCGGUACUCAAGUGGUUGAUGGCAUACUGGUUCUGAAUAAUGUCUCGAGCGUUACGGAGGCAGAUUUAACGAUGACCAAUGGCGUUGUUCAUAUAAUCGACCAUAUUCUUGAUCCUUCGGCCCAGAUAUUUCAGCCUGAUGUCACCAAGACAAGCCAGAAGUUUAUUCCUGGAAGUUGUGCGAAUCCUGCCUUGCCCUAUUGCUGA